AAAACAAUGUGGAUUACUCAUCACUAUUAAUUACUGCCUGCUUUUUGCUCAGAUUGCUACUGUAGCAGAACUGGAGGAUGACGAGUCAGUAACAGACACACAGAAAAGGCGGGAGCUUCUCUCCAGGCGUCCAUCAUAUUGGAAAAUUUUGAAUGAGCUUUCCUCCAACUCACCGGCAGUUCCUAAAAUUGAAGAGGAAAAGACGGAGGAUGAAGUGCCAGUUUCCAACUCCCCCACAGUGCCAACCUCCAUCUACCAGACCAGCUCAGGACAAUACAUUGCAAUCACCCAAGGGAGAGCCAUCCAGUUGUCCAGCCCUGGAGUUCCAGGUCUACAGGGGGUCCAGAACCUGCCAGUCACAAGUAGUCCCACCCCACAGCCUGGAGCCGCUGUCUUACAGUGUGCAGCUCAGCCUGGAGAUUCUCCACAGCAGCUCUUUAUCCAGGGAGGACAGGUACUCAUCCAAGGUAGGGUGCAACUUUGA
Neolamprologus brichardi is the source of this 484-nucleotide messenger RNA. The record is from RefSeq and is a predicted model, not a curated record. NCBI's taxonomy places the organism in Eukaryota, Metazoa, Chordata, Actinopteri, Cichliformes, Cichlidae.